This is a messenger RNA of Darwinula stevensoni, 699 nucleotides long. The record is from the annotation of a GenBank genome assembly. NCBI's taxonomy places the organism in Eukaryota, Metazoa, Arthropoda, Ostracoda, Podocopida, Darwinulidae.
AUGUUCCAGUCGGUGGCCUUUCUUACGAUCGUGUCUGCAGUGGGCGUCUUCUGUCAGGCCCCGGACCGGUCUUCGUCCAGUCCCGGAUCCAACACCAAUCCCUGGAACCGCUUCUACAGCUUCGACCCGCAAAAUGGGUUUCAGGGAGGGGGAAUCGGGUUGAGGACGGGAUUGUCCGACGAUCGACCCGAAUCCUGGGGAUCGAUCUACUCUUACGAUCCCCAGAACGGACUCAGAGGGGCUGCAGGAAGCACUCAGGGUGGAGGGAUCGUUUUCGACAACGACGAAGUCGCGACGACGGGAAUCGGCCUGAGGAGCGGAUUCCCGACGGGUUCUCAGUCGCCCCAGACGUGGGGGUUCGGAUACAACUACGACCCGGCGAACGGAUUCCGAGGGUUCGGCCUGAGCAGCGCGGCAGAGCAGGAUCGGCCCUCGGGAGGUUCCAGGGGUCAAGGGGGAAGUCCCUCGUCGUCUCCCGAACUCCCGAAUCCCAGUGCUCGUCGGAAUGCCACGGAUGGUGGGAGUGAACCAGCAGUCGCGGCUGCUUCGAGCGGUCGAGUUACCUCCGAUUGAUGUCUUCUAUUCGCAUCCUUUCCGUUGUCUCUUUCCCUAUCCAGUCUCCAGUCCCAUGCGAUCACACUCCAGUAUCAAUUUUGUCGGUUAAUCACUAUUUGUCAGUAAAGUCUUCGUUUGCCUAGA